UCUCAGUGUCUGGUGAUGUUUCUGUACUCGCUGCUGCGGCAGAAGGAUGAAGAUGAGGAUGAAGAGUCCCAGAAGUCCUGGAUCGAACACAGUUUCACCAAGAGGGAAUGUGUCUAUAUACUGCCCGUGUCAAAAGACCCGCACAGAUGCCUCCCAGGAUGCCAAAUCUGUCAGCAGCUCGUGCGAUGCUGCUGUGGGCGUCUGGUUCGGCAGCACGUGGGCUUCAGCGCCACACUGGCAGUGAAAUACUCAGACGUGCGUCUGACCGAGGGAGAGCUGUCCGAUCUGGAGCAGUGGUCAGUGGAGAAGCACACGGAGGAGAGUCCCACUGACGCUUAUGGAGUCAUCAACUUCCAGGGAGGAUCCCACUCAUACAGAGCCAAGUAUGUGCGUCUCUCCUAUGACUCCCGUCCGGAGGCCAUCCUGAGGCUCAUGCUGAAGGAGUGGCAGAUGGAGCUGCCAAAGAUCGUCAUCAGUGUUCACGGGGGAAUCCAGAACUUCGACCUGCAUCCGCGGAUCAAACAGGUGGUGGGAAAAGGACUGAUCAAAGCUGCUGUCACCACCGGGGCCUGGAUCCUGACCGGAGGGGUCAACACAGGUGUGGCCAAACAUGUGGGGGACGCUCUGAAGGAACAUAUGUCCAGAUCGGCUCGGAAAAUCUGUACGGUGGGAAUCGCACCCUGGGGAGUGAUCGAAAACAGGAACGACCUCAUCGGAAGAGACGUUGUAGCGCCCUACCAAACCCUGCUGAAUCCUCUCAGUAAACUCAACGUCCUGAAUAACUUCCACUCUCAUUUCGUCCUGGUGGAUGAUGGGACAGUCGGGAAAUAUGGAGCUGAAGUCAAACUCAGGAGAGAACUGGAGAAACACAUUAACCUGCAGAGAAUCCACGCCCGCAUUGGUCAGGGCGUCCCGGUCGUGGCUCUGAUCUUCGAAGGCGGUCCAAACGUGAUCCUGACGGUGCUGGAGUAUCUUCAGGAGAGUCCUCCGGUGCCGGUGGUGGUGUGUGAGGGAACCGGACGCGCCGCUGAUAUACUGGCAUACGUACACAAGCAGACGGAGCAGGACGGAGCGCUUCCUGACGGCGUCGAGGCCGACAUUAUUGCGACAAUCAAGAAAACUUUCAAUUUCAGCCAGAGUGACGCACUGCAUCUCUUCCAGACGCUGAUGGAGUGCAUGAAGAACAAAGAGCUGAUCACAGUGUUUCCUGUGGGCUCGGAGGACCAUCAGGACAUCGAUGUGGCAAUCCUGAAGGCUCUGCUGAAAGGCACAAACGCGUCGGCCUUCGAUCAGCUGGUCCUGACACUGGCGUGGGAUCGGGUGGACAUCGCUAAAGAUCACGUGUUUGUUUACGGACAACAGCUGCUGGUGGGCUCCCUCGAGCAGGCGAUGUUGGAUGCUUUGGUGAUGGACCGCGUGGAGUUUGUGAAGCUCCUGAUCGAGAAUGGUGUCAGUAUGCACCGCUUCCUCACAAUCACACGCCUGGAGGAGCUCUACAACACGAAGCAAACUCCGACCAAUCCGACGCUCUAUCACCUGGUGAGGGACGUCAAACAGGGUAACCUCCCGCCCAACUAUAAGAUCACGCUGAUCGACGUGGGUCUGGUGAUCGAGUUUCUGAUGGGAGGAACGUACCGGUGCAACUACACACGCAAACGCUUCCGCAUCAUCUACAACAACCUGCAUGGGAACAGCCGGCGGUCAGGACGACACACGGGCAGCAGCUCACACGAGUCCUUCAGCAUUCAGGCAGAUAAGAAAGAGAAGACACGACACAAUCACUUCAUCAAAACGGCACAGCCCUACAAGCCCAGGCUGGACUCGGUCUCAGAGCUGCAGAAGAAGAAGAGUAAGGAGGAGGUGGUGGACAUCGAUGACCCGGAGACGCGCCGGUUCCCGUACCCCUUCAACGAGCUGCUGGUGUGGGCCGUGCUGAUGAAGCGGCAGAAGAUGUCUCUGUUCUUCUGGCAGCACGGAGAGGAGUCCAUGGCCAAAGCUCUGGUGGCCUGCAAACUGCUGCGCUCCAUGGGAUACGAGGCCAAGAAGAGCGACGUGGUGGACGACACGUCCGAGGAGCUGAAGGAGUAUUCCAGUGAGUUCGGCACGCUGGCCGUGGAUCUGCUGGAGCAGUCGUUCAGACAGGACGAGACCAUGGCCAUGAAGCUGCUGACCUACGAGCUGAAGAACUGGAGUAACUCCACCUGUCUGAAGCUGGCCGUGUCGUCACGUCUCCGUCCGUUCGUGGCUCACACCUGCACACAGAUGCUGCUCUCCGACAUGUGGAUGGGCCGCCUGAACAUGCGCAAGAACUCCUGGUACAAGGUGAUCCUGAGCAUCCUGGUUCCUCCUGCCAUCCUCCUGCUGGAGUACAAGACUAAAGCGGAGAUGUCCCACAUCCCUCAGUCGCAGGACGCUCAUCAGAGCAUGGAGGACAGCGAGCACAGCCUGCAGAAGCCUGACGACAUCCCCAUGGAUGUGUUUAAGGAAGUCCGUCCCAAUGAGAACGCUGAUGUGAAGAGUGAGACGGAGGUGCACGUGCGCUCUCGCCGGUUACCCAUCACACGCAGGUUCUACGCCUUCUACCACGCACCCAUCGUCAAGUUCUGGUUCAACACGCUCUUCUACAUCGGCUUCCUGAUGCUGUAUUCAUACGUGGUGUUGGUGAAGAUGGAGUCGUUCCCGUCUCCUCAGGAAUGGGUCGUCAUUCUUUACAUCUUCACGCUGGCGGUGGAGAAGAUUCGAGAGAUGUUCAUGUCUGAAGGAGGUAAAAUCAGUCAGAAGAUUAAAGUCUGGUUCGGCGACUACUUCAACGUUUCUGAUUUCCUGGCCAUCCUGAUGUUCUUCGUGGGCUUCGGUCUGCGCUUCGGCUCGGGGAGCGUGUUCAUCGCGGGCCGGAUCGUGUACUGUCUGAACAUCAUCUUCUGGUACGUGCGGCUGCUGGACAUCCUGGCGGUCAAUCAGCAGGCCGGACCCUACGUCAUGAUGAUCGGGAAGAUGGUGGCCAACAUGUUCUACAUCGUGGUCAUCAUGGCCGUGGUGCUGCUGAGUUAUGGGGUUCCCCGGAAAGCCAUUCUGUACCCAAACGAGGAUCCCUCAUGGACUUUAGCCAAAGAUGUGGUGUUCCAGCCCUACUGGAUGAUGUACGGUGAAGUCUACGCCUACGAGAUCGACGUGUGUGCGAACUCGAGCGAGGAUCACGCUAAGGAGCUGUGUGCGACGGGUGUGUGGCUGACGCCGCUGCUGCAGGCCGUCUAUCUGUUCGUCCAGUACAUCCUGAUGGUCAACCUGCUCAUCGCCUUCUUCAAUAACGUCUACUUGCAGGUGAAGUCCAUAUCCAACCUGGUGUGGAAAUACCAGCGCUAUCACUUCAUCAUGGCGUACCACGACAAGCCCGUCCUUCCUCCGCCGCUGAUUCUGCUCAGCCACGCCGCGUCUGUGCUGUCCUCCAUCUGCAGGAAGAGGAAGAAGGACAGCAGCACCUACGGCCCAAAGCUCUUCCUGACCGAGGAGGACCAGAAGAAGCUGCACGACUUCGAGGAGCAGUGCGUGGAGACAUACUUCCACGAGAAAGACGAUCAGUUUCACUCUGGGAGUGAAGAGAGAAUCAGACUCACGUCCGACAGGGUGGAAACGAUGUGUGUGCAGCUGAAGGAGGUGGGAAACAAGGUGAACUUCAUCAAGCGCUCUCUGCACACGCUGGAUUCUCAGAUCGGACACCUGCAGGACCUGUCUGCGCUCACGGUGGACACACUGAAGGCACUGACCGCGCAGCGAGCGUCCGAGGCUAGCAAAGUGCACAACCAGAUCACACGCGAGCUCAGCGUCUCCAAGAACCUGGGGCCCGACCUGACGGGGCACUCGAAGUCCAGCGCUCUGGUGCGGUGCAGCGUGGGAUUCCUGCCUCCCACCACCAGCAUAGCAGAGUCUCUGUUCGGAGGCGGAGCUGGAGGCGGAGUCGAGGACUGGCCGGGGGCGGAGCUUCCUCUGAGUUCUGAGGCUGGAUCGAGGUCGGAUCCGGCUCCAGCCACGUUCUUCGUCAGCACACCGCUGCAGCUCACAGACUCUCACACACACACGGAGCCGGUGCACGCCGCGGUGGAGUUCGGGGCCUUCGUGGGUGAGUAUGAGGAGGAAGAGGAGGGUGUUUAUGAGAGGAGUGAUGAAGACCCCCCAGGGGUGGUCGUGAGUGAGCCUGAGCACCAGGGAUACGUCAAUCACGCCUUCGCUGAUGAUGAAGACGACCCGCCCGAAAGAAACACCCCCCUCCCUCGGCCCCCUCCUCUCGGGCCCCGGGGCCCCCGCUGCUUCUGGAGACACGGCCGCUGCAGACCAGCGCUGAGGAGCGGAGGUCACAAGGAUGAUCCUGAGGGUCAGAGGUCGUUCCCUAAAGAGGGUGCUGUGAGCGGCCGGCAGUCGAGUCCCUCCAGAAAGGCUCGGGAUGCGGCGGUGGCUCAGGGUCACAUGCGGAUGGUGAACUCGUACGCCGGCUUCACAGAGUUCGACAGAAACCCCUCGUUCCUGCAUCCAGAGUCCACGCUCAGUAAGCAGGAGAGGACACGUGUGUCACUGGAGGACGUCUCACGUUAUGAGGAUCUGCUGCUGGGGAAGUCAGCACAAUCCAGCAGACUGAGUCCAGGAGAUGACAUCUCAAACACUGCAGGUCUGUACACCGGGCGACACCCCCCCCUGGGGCCGCGUAAGGACUCGAUCGGUUCUCCGUUCAAGCCCAUGGAGAGUUAUCAGUAUUCAGCGGUGGAGCGUAAUAACCUGAUGCGGUUGUCUCAGAGUAUUCCAUUCACCCCAGUGCCCCCUAGAGGUGAACCGGUGACCGUGUACCGUCUGGAGGAGAGCUCUCCCAACAGCAUCAAUAACAGCAUGUCGUCCUGGGCUCAGCGUGGUCUCUGUGCUAAGAUCGAGUUCCUCAGUAAGGAGGAGAUGGGUGGAGGUCUGCGCCGGGCGCUGAAGGUGCUCUGCACCUGGUCCGAGUACGACAUCCUCAAGCCUGGACACCUGUACAUCGUCAAGUCCUUCCUGCCCGAGGUGGUCAACACCUGGCAGAGCAUCUACAGAGAGGACACUGUCCUGCACCUCUGUCUCAGGGAAAUUCAGCAGCAGAGAGCAGCUCAGAAACUCACGUUUGCCUUCAAUCAGAUCAGACCCAAAACCAUCCCGUACUCACCCAGGUUUCUGGAGGUCUUCCUGCUCUACUGUCACUCUGCCGGUCAGUGGUUUGCCAUCGAGGAGUGCAUCACUGGAGACUUCCGCAAGUUUAAUAAUAACAACGGGGAUGAAAUCGUGCCGACCAACCUUCUGGAGGAAACCAUGCUGGCCUUCAGCCACUGGACGUAUGAGUACACUCGAGGAGAGCUGCUGGUGCUGGACCUGCAGGGGGUCGGUGAGAUACUGACAGAUCCAUCAGUCAUUAAGAGCGGAGAGAAAGGGUCUUAUGAUAUGAUCUUUGGCCCUGCGAAUCUCGGAGACGAUGCCAUUCGAAACUUCCGUACCAAACAUCACUGCAACUCCUGCUGCAGAAAACUCAAACUUCCCGAUCUGAAGCGUAACGACUAUACUCCUGAUAAACUGACGCUGCAGCACGACUCCUGCGAGGGACCGUCCCACUCUCCGCCUGCAGGGGGCGCCGCUAAAGAACAGCGGCCCUCAAUGCGCCUAAUGCUGUGAGCCGACCACACACACAUCACUGAAAACACUUCGCAAGACAGAGACUAAGACACGGGGUGUGUGUGUGUCUGUGUGGAGGAGACGUUUUAUACGAACGCAUCGCCUCUGAACAGAUGCAAUCUUGAGAUGUUUUAAUAAGUCACAUUUUAUCCUGUACAAUUAUAACAGGGAGUAUGAGCUUUUAAAAGUAUUUUUAAAUUUUUUAUGUGUGUAUGAAACUAUAAAGUGUUUAAUAACUGGUACAAUAUCACUGUAUAAAGUUAAAUAUUUAUUCUAAACUACAAGAAGUUGUCUUGUAAAAAAUAAAAGCAAUUUUAUAUGUGCUGUCUGUCACUUUUUGGAAAGAACACUUGCUCAUGAUACUAUGAUCAGAUUUUGUACAGAGCUCUAUGCCAAGAGAAUGUUUUUAUUUACAGAGCUGUAUGAAUGCAUCAUGGUUCAGACUUCACACGUGUUUUGAAUCUCUGAUUUCACUGAAACCAGUCCAUGCAAUUAAUACUCAUCUUUAUAAUGUUACAGAGGUACUGUCGUCAGAGCAUCAUGUGAGAGGGUUAAUAGUGUAUCUCAUAGAUACAUUUAUCUGGAUGCUACCAGCUGAAACAUGAGAAUAUUUGAUGCUGGGGAUACUAUAUUAAUGGACCUGUAUACAUUUUAUACUGUAUAUUUAAUAAAACACUGAAUUGUCUG
Carassius auratus (goldfish) is the source of this 6366-nucleotide messenger RNA. RefSeq names its product transient receptor potential cation channel, subfamily M, member 7 (gene trpm7). Gene Ontology annotation, cellular component: plasma membrane. Gene Ontology annotation, molecular function: calcium channel activity; ATP binding; protein serine/threonine kinase activity. Lineage: Eukaryota; Metazoa; Chordata; Actinopteri; Cypriniformes; Cyprinidae. Gene Ontology annotation, biological process: monoatomic cation transmembrane transport; monoatomic cation homeostasis; protein phosphorylation. The coding region runs from base 16 to 5679 and encodes 1887 amino acids. The record is from RefSeq and is a predicted model, not a curated record. The transcript has 40 exons.